Molecule: messenger RNA, 1350 nt
Organism: Solanum pennellii
Lineage: Eukaryota; Viridiplantae; Streptophyta; Magnoliopsida; Solanales; Solanaceae
Product: chloroplast envelope quinone oxidoreductase homolog
Exons: 4
Coding region: 220-1209 (329 amino acids)
Molecular function (GO): oxidoreductase activity
Source: RefSeq, a predicted model, not a curated record
CACACCCUAAAACUAGUGUUCAAAUGUUGCCUUUUACGAUAACCUUUUAGUGGAAAGGCGGCCGCGUGUCGCCCAAAAGAUAUACUCUAUGCUACUGCCGUCUACCGAUUUCACAGCUAUAUAUUCAUUUCCUAUACAAUCUGCUUCGCAGGUUUUGUUCCAAUUUCAAGGUGUUGUUCCUUCCCCAAUUCACAGAGGAUUGAAAUUGGUGAAUUUGAUAUGGCUGGGAAGAUUAUGCAUGCUGUUCAAUACGACUCUUAUGGCGGUGGAGCCGCUGCCUUGAAGCAUGUGGAAGUUCCUGUCCCAACUCCAAAGAAGGAUGAGGUCUUGCUAAAACUCGAGGCUGCAAGCAUAAAUCCUGUUGACUGGAAAAUUCAGAAGGGCAUGCUUCGUCCCCUUCUUCCUACCAAGUUUCCUUUUAUUCCUACUACCGACGUGGGAGGAGAGGUUGUAGAGGUAGGAUCUAAUGUAAAAAGCUUCAAGGCUGGUGACAAGGUUGUGGCUAUGCUCAAUACCCUGAAUGGAGGUGGAUUGGCUGAGUAUGCGGUGGCUAAUGAGAGUUUGACUGUUCCAAGACCCGCUGAAGUAUCAGCUGCAGAAGGUGCAGGUCUUGUUAUUGCAGGUCUUACAGCUCUUCAGGCCCUUGUCAAUCCUGCUGAGGUUAAGCUCGAUGGAACUGGACCCAGGAAGAACAUUCUAGUUACGGCUGCUUCGGGUGGUGUCGGUCACUAUGCUGUUCAACUGGCAAAACUUGGUAACACCCAUGUUACUGCCACCUGUGGAGCGCGCAAUAUUGAUUUUGUGAAGAGCUUAGGAGCAGAUGAGGUUCUUGAUUACAAGACCCCAGAGGGAGCAGCUCUUAAGAGUCCAUCAGGACAAAAGUAUGAUGCAGUGAUUCACUGCACGACAGGCAUCCCUUGGUCUACCUUUGAGCCUAAUUUAAGUUCGAGUGGAAAGGUGGUCGAUAUAACUCCUGGAGUUAGUGCCAUGUGGACCUUUGCAGUAAAGAAAUUAACCUUCUCAAAGAAACAGUUGGUGCCACUGCUUCUGAUUCCGAAGAAGGAGAACCUGGAAUUGAUUGUUGGGCUUGUGAAGGAAGGGAAACUUAAAACCGUGGUCGACUCCAGAUUUCCUCUGAGCAAGGCAGAAGAUGCUUGGAGCAAGAGUAUUGAUGGACAUGCUACCGGAAAGAUUGUUGUGGAGCCAUAGAGUAGUGGUCUAAAAGGCUUGUGUGCAGUUUGUCAUCUGGCUUGUAUCACUCAUAAACAAAAGCUAAAAACUAAGAACAGUAAGUUCUAUUUUAUAAUUCUAAAGUCCUAAUAGUUAUUCUAAAUUUAGUCCUCUUAAAAA